Molecule: messenger RNA, 2391 nt
Organism: Plasmodium yoelii
Lineage: Eukaryota; Apicomplexa; Aconoidasida; Haemosporida; Plasmodiidae
Product: conserved Plasmodium protein, unknown function
Exons: 3
Coding region: 1-2391 (796 amino acids)
Source: RefSeq, a predicted model, not a curated record
AUGAAGAAAUGUGUUUUACUUAAAUAUGCCACUUUGUUUUAUUUUCUUAUUUUUCCAAUCUUGAUUUAUGUGGGAAGUGAAGAAAAUGAUCAAAGCAAAAUAGACAGCCUAAAUGAGAAUAGUCGACUAGCUUUUUUUUUAUUAAUACAAUUACAAGUUCCAUAUUUAUUGGAAAAAUUUACACAAAGUGUAAAAUAUGAAAAAGUCAUUGAUGCUAUCAUUUAUUUAUAUAACGAAGAGCUAGCCAAACCCGAUGUUGUAAAAAAGCAAAACGGCUAUUCUAUUCAAGAUAUAAAAAAUGUCAUCCAAGGGUUGCAGAACAUACAAGCAGAUAUAAAAGAUGGAGAUACUAAAUAUUUCAAUUGGAUGAAUUUAAUUUAUAAAGAGUGUUGGAAUGAAGAAAAUUAUUGCCAUAUGUUAACAUCAAAAAAAUGUUCGUUAGCUGUUUUUAAAACAUUACCUUUAAAUAAACUCCCAAUAACAUGUAUAAGUUGUAUGAUAUAUGCAAUAAAUUAUGGUCUAUACUCUGAAUAUUUAUUUAAAAUAUUUUCUAAUAUUGUAGUUUGUAAUAAGAUAGACAAUUUAAAAUUAUUAAACUUAAGUAAUGACAUUAGUUUAAUAAGAGAAUAUCGAAUUUAUUUAAAUUUUUUAAAUAAGGAUGAACUUUUAAAAAAUAUACAAAGCGAAAUAAUAGUUUUGAAUAUAAAAAACGCUAGUCGUUUAAUUAAUUUAUUAACAAGCAAUAUGGAAGAAAAUAAUAAAAUAAAUGUAACAUUUAGAAAUAUAAUAAAUGAAUCAAUGUCUGAAAUUAUAAAAAAAGGAAUAAAUAGAUAUAUAAAAUAUUUAAAUAAUAAUCAUCUUUAUACAAUAAAUGAAAGUAAUGAUAUAAAUAUAGAAUUAGAAAAAGCAGUUACUGCAACCAUUAAUGGAUAUUUAUAUUUAGACAAAAAAAGCAAUAAAUUAUUGCAUGUUCAGGAUUUUGGGUUGUUUUUUCCAAAAUAUUAUUUUAAAAAAUGCAUAAAUUUAUUAACAAGUCAUAAUUUAUUUAUACAAAUUGAAUUUGGAAUUAACCAUGUUCAUAAUUUUGCUCAAAUAAAAAAUUUAUUUAAUUUUAUUGAAUUAGAAUUAAUGUUAAAUUCGUAUUUCCAUUUAGGAAAUGGUUAUUAUUCCAGCACAUCAAUCAUAUUAAAAAAGUUUAUUUAUAUGAACAACCAAAAUGAUGCAUUUAGUGAAAAAGAUAAUAACAUAUAUAUAUAUAAUGAAUUUAACAAAGAUAAAUAUAACGUGGACAAUUUGCUAUUUUGGGAAGGUGGCAAUAAUGAUGGCAAUAAUGAUGGCAAUAAUGAUGGCGAUAAUAGUGGCGAUAAAAGUGGCGAUAAAAGUGGCGAUAAAAGUGGCAGCCCGAACAACAUUCACAGCUUGAAUGGGCAGAAUUCAUUUGGAGAAAUGUAUGAAGAUAAUAUUAAAUUAACCCCUUUUGAUGAUCAAACUAUUGUAUUAAUUUUAAUGGUAAAAAUAUUAACAGAAACUAAAAUUAGUGUAAUAAAAGAAAAAAUUAUUAACAUGUUAAUAAAACCUGUCUAUUCAAAAUCGCUAGAUGGAUUUGAAUAUAAAGAACAUAAAUUAAUACAAAAUGAAUUAAUUGAUAUUUUAGGAGAAUCUUAUAGAAAUUCAAAUAAUUAUUUUAAGAGAAGAACUUUUGGUUUUGGAUCAAAAAUAAAUAAAAGAGAUAUAGAAGAGUUGGAAAAAAUAACACCAAUUGGCUAUAAAUUAAUACAAAUAGCUUUUAAAAGUUAUAAUUCAAUUUCAUUAAAUAAUAAAAAAAAUAUAUAUUCUGGUAAUCAAAUGUUUUGCUUAUUUCAAAAUAGAUUACAUUAUUUUACUAAUUGGGAUGCUAAAAUAAUAUUUAUUAAAAAAAUCGAAUCACAAAAUGUUAUAGAAAAAAAAUAUAAUUCUUAUUCACAUCCAGAAGAAGAAUGUAACAAUUGGCUAGUCACAUCUUGUAUUAUUAUUAUUAUUUUUUUAAUUAUUUUAAUAUCUUUUAUAUUAUAUCGAUAUGUAUUAAAUGAUAGAUUUAAUUUGGUUAAAAUUAUGAAAAAUUGGAAAAUAAAUAAAAAAAAAAAAAAACUAAAAAAAUAUUCUUAUAUUAAUUAUAAUUCCUAUUACAAUUAUUCAAAAUUGGGUUUAAAUAAAAAAAUGAAAGAUAGUAGUAACAGUAUUGAUAGAGAAGAGUUAAGACAGUUAAUAAAAAAAAACAGAAAAAAAAAUGCCUCCUAUUAUAAACAUAAAGAUAGAGAAACACAUAAAACCAAAAAACAAUUAGAAAAAAAUGAAAAGAAUUCUAGUACUAAUUUUUUUCGUGAAGAAAUUCAAACAAGUUAUCAAGUUUAA